UUGUAUCGUUGAACUCUUCUCGUAUUUCCUUUUGAGUUUUGACUCUUCCUCCCUUGGCGGCACCCUUCUUCUUCACUUUCUUCUCUGUUUCCUCUUCCAUUUCACGCGUUCUUCUACGACCCUUACCAUCGUUUUAUUAAAGCCAGAAACGAAAAGCUGAUCCCUCUGUUCUCCUCCGCAAUCAAUCAAUCGCGCGCUUUUCCCCCAAUUUCCUGUUCCGAGGGUUUUUCACUUUCAAUUCAAUUGAAUCCCUAAAAAGGUCUUGUCUUUGACCGAUUCCGAUUCUCAUUCGGGAAAUGUCAUCUUCGAGCGCAGCGGCUUUUGGAUCCGCUGAUUCCACAGCUGCAAGAAGAAACACCAAGCGACCUAAGUAUUCGAAGUUUACGCAGCAAGAACUUCCUGCUUGCAAGCCGAUUCUUACGCCACGAGCUGUUAUUUCCGUAUUCUUGCUUGUUAGUGUUGUAUUUGUUCCAGUUGGAGUUGCUUCGCUACUUGCUUCACGAAAGGUUGUUGAAAUUAUUCAUAGGUAUGAUGCAGAGUGCAUACCGCAGUCAAAUUCUUCAGACAAGGUAGCCUACAUUCAGAAUCCUUCUGCAGAUAAAACAUGCAACAUAACACUAAAUGUUCACAAGCAUAUGAAAUCACCUAUUCAUGUUUACUACCAGCUUGACAACUUCUACCAGAAUCAUCGUCGGUAUGUUAAGAGCCGAAAUGAUGAGCAGUUGAGAGAUAGCGAGAAAUGGGACUCAACAAGUGGUUGUAAGCCGGAAGAUAUGGCAAAUGGAAAGCCAAUUGUACCUUGUGGUCUUAUAGCUUGGAGUUUAUUCAAUGACACAUACAUCUUCUCCCGUAACAACAAAAAUUUGACAGUGAACAAGAAAGGCAUUUCCUGGAAGAGUGAUAGGGAUCAUAAAUUUGGAAAAGAUGUUUUUCCUAAAAAUUUCCAGAAUGGUUCUAUUAUUGGUGGUGCACGGCUCAAUGAUUCCAUACCACUGAGUCAGCAGGAGGAUCUUAUUGUUUGGAUGCGAACUGCUGCACUUCCAACUUUCAGGAAGUUGUAUGGCAAGAUAGAGGUGGAUCUGAAUGAAGGUGAUACAAUUAGUGUGAUACUGAAAAAUAACUACAACACUUACAGCUUUAGUGGCAAGAAAAAGCUCGUACUGUCAACCACCGGUUGGUUGGGUGGGAAGAAUGACUUCCUUGGCAUUGCUUAUCUCACUGUUGGAGGAUUGUGCUUCUUUUUGGCUAUGGCCUUCACCAUUAUCUACUUUGUCAAGCCAAGGCAACUUGGAGAUCCAUCGUAUUUGUCAUGGAAUAGGAACCCAGGAGGGCACUGAGAUUAAAGAACUAGUUAUGCCGAAUGAAUGCUUUGUUUUCAUCCAAGAAGGCAAAGAUUUGUUAUUAAUACUGUAGUGCUUGUAAUUUUUGUACAUCUGUUACUAAUUAAUAGUGCAGCACUUGUUGAGUUAGGUAUUGGUGCCACUCAAACUGAAGCCAAAAUGUGUUAUUUUAUUUUUUUAUUUGUGGUGGUGUGUAUCAAAAUUGAAAUAUCAUGCUCCCUAGCUAAAUAGGGUCCAAUAUACUUGCUAGUUGAUUUGCGUACAA
This is a messenger RNA of Arachis stenosperma, 1605 nucleotides long. RefSeq names its product ALA-interacting subunit 3-like. NCBI's taxonomy places the organism in Eukaryota, Viridiplantae, Streptophyta, Magnoliopsida, Fabales, Fabaceae. Gene Ontology annotation, cellular component: endoplasmic reticulum; plasma membrane; Golgi apparatus. The transcript has 8 exons. The record is from RefSeq and is a predicted model, not a curated record. Bases 297 to 1337 code for a protein of 346 amino acids.